CUGCUGGGUCGGGCGCCUGCGCAGGAGGUGCCGAGCGGCGUGAUGGCUCCGAACGCGGAAGGCGGGCGGGACACGCUGGGACGCGGAGCCCGCAAGGGCGUCCGGGCGCUGCUCCUGGGGCCGCCCGGGGCAGGGAAGGGCACUCAGGCUCCUCGGCUCGCAGAAACGUAUUGUGUGUGCCACCUGGCCACGGGGGACAUGUUGAGGGCGAUGGUGGCUUCGGGCUCAGAGCUGGGGAAGAGGCUGAAGGCGACAAUGGAUGCAGGGAAGCUGGUGAGUGAUGAGAUGGUGAUGGAGCUGAUUGAGAAGAACCUGGAGACCCCCCCUUGCCAAAAUGGCUUCCUCUUGGACGGCUUCCCUCGCACUGUGCGACAAGCGGAGAUGCUGGAUGAGCUGAUGGUGAAGAGGAAAGAGAAACUAGAUUCGGUCAUUGAAUUCAGCCUUGCUGACUCCUUGCUCAUCCGGAGAAUCACUGGACGGCUAAUCCACCCAGGAAGUGGCCGUUCCUACCACGAGGAAUUCAACCCACCCAAGGUCCAUAUGAAGGAUGAUGUCACUGGGGAAUCUCUGAUCCGCCGGUCAGACGACAACGAAGCCGCGCUGAAAACACGCCUGAAGGCUUAUCACACCCAGACCACACCGCUGGUGGACUACUACUCCCGGCGUGGAAUCCAUACAGCUGUUGAUGCCUCCCAGUCUCCAGAUGUGGUUUUUGCCAGCAUCCUGGCAGCUUUCUCAAAAGCAACAACCGGGUGAUUCCAGCCAGCAGACAGCCCACGACUGCAUCAAGCACGCCCUGUCCAACAGCUGCCCCCCCACCCCCCAGCUUUGCUCUUGGAACGGAGGGUGGGGGGUGGGAUGGAAGGCCUCGUCCAAAGAGGGAAGGAAAUCGCCAGAAGUUGGGGUUCUCUCCAAAAUUGCACUAAGGGGGGGAAAUCCUGUUUUUUAAAGAAAAGCAAAUCAGGAAGACAAGAAUAAAAUGUCACCGCAGGCUUGA
Molecule: messenger RNA, 997 nt
Organism: Notechis scutatus (mainland tiger snake)
Lineage: Eukaryota; Metazoa; Chordata; Lepidosauria; Squamata; Elapidae
Gene: AK2
Product: adenylate kinase 2
Biological process (GO): ADP biosynthetic process
Molecular function (GO): AMP kinase activity; ATP binding
Source: RefSeq, a predicted model, not a curated record